Hibiscus syriacus is the source of this 454-nucleotide messenger RNA. Its product is annotated as profilin-1-like. NCBI's taxonomy places the organism in Eukaryota, Viridiplantae, Streptophyta, Magnoliopsida, Malvales, Malvaceae. The record is from RefSeq and is a predicted model, not a curated record. Bases 1 to 285 code for a protein of 94 amino acids. The transcript has 3 exons. Gene Ontology annotation, cellular component: cell cortex. Gene Ontology annotation, molecular function: actin monomer binding.
AUGAAACGUCAGUUCAAGCUUGAAGAAAUCUCUGCCAUUAUAAAUGACUUUGCUGAACUUGGAUCACUUGCCCCCACCGCAUUAUACCUUGGUGGCACAAAAUCCAUGGUAAUCCAAGGUGAACCCGGAGCUGUUAUUCGAGGGAAAAAGGGACCUGGAGGUGUUACUGUUAAAAAGACCAAUCAAGCCUUGAUCAUCGGGACCUAUGACGAGCCAAUGACUCCUGGCCAGUGCAACAUGAUUGUUGAAAGGCUGGGUUAUUAUCUCAUUGACCAGGGUCUUUAAUUUCUUUGGUGUGCCUUAAUCUUCGCAUUUCUUCUUGGCUUCUUUUUUCUAUACGAAAAUACAUCGGCCACUUCCCGUAGUAAUGGUUGGAUGCAGUUAAAUUAACAGUAUUACUAGUAUUUAAAGUCACGGGGAACCUUUAUCCAGAAACAAUAGGCUUAAUUUUUGU